Alnus glutinosa is the source of this 2746-nucleotide messenger RNA. RefSeq names its product quinolinate synthase, chloroplastic. Gene Ontology annotation, molecular function: 4 iron, 4 sulfur cluster binding; quinolinate synthetase A activity. Gene Ontology annotation, cellular component: chloroplast. The record is from RefSeq and is a predicted model, not a curated record. Lineage: Eukaryota; Viridiplantae; Streptophyta; Magnoliopsida; Fagales; Betulaceae. Bases 273 to 2468 code for a protein of 731 amino acids. The transcript has 7 exons. Gene Ontology annotation, biological process: 'de novo' NAD+ biosynthetic process from L-aspartate.
CCCCUUGGCCCUGAAUCCGAUCCUUUUCAUUUUCAAGACGUCUCUCUUCUUCGCGCGUAGUUUCCUCCUGAGUCCUGCCCGCCUCUUCGGUCUUCUCCUCAGUUUUUUCCUCCUUUUUCUUUUAAAGGCUCUGCUUUUCUCUCCUCUCUUCCUCCAUUCACUCCACACAUCUCUGUUAGGCCCAUACACCCUCUCUCUCUCCCCGACAUAAACACAAACACAAACACAAACACAAACACAAACACGUAAAAGGGACAGACGAACGCAGAGCAAUGGACUCCUCUGCAACCAUGGCCAUGAGAUCCUCUUCUUCUUCCUUCUUCUCUACAAGCCCAAACCCUAACGCUAAUUACAAAUCUCUCCCUUUCAAUUUACGCCUCCAUUUCCACAGACCCCAAUCUUCCUUGUUGUUCUACAAGUCCCUCAAAUGCAUUCAGUCUCCACCACCGGACUCGAACCCUGUGAAACCCAAUCAACCACGAAACCCUAGCUCCCCGUUCGCCUGCUCCGCCGUUACCUUCUCUCCCUCGCAGACCUCCCACCUCGUCUCCUCGAAGCUCCGUUCCCUCGUCUCUGAGUUCCAGUCCCUCUCCGAGCCCAUCGACCGCGUCAAGCGCUUGCUCCACUACGCGACAAUCCUCCCUCCGAUGGACGACGCGGCCCGGGUCGACUCCAACCGGGUCAUGGGCUGCACGGCCCGGGUCUGGCUCCAGGCCCGAUUGGACCAGAACGGGAAGGUACGGUUCGUCGCCGAUAGUGAUUCUGAGAUCACAAAGGGGUUCUGCUCGUGCCUGGUUUGGGUUCUCGACGGUGCGGCCCCGGAGGAGGUGAUGAAGGUGACGACCGAGGAUUUGGCGGAUUUGAAUGUGGGAGUGCCCGGGAGAGAGAGGUCCAGAGUUAACACGUGGCACAAUGUGCUGGUCACCAUGCAGAAGAGGACCAGAGCGUUGGUGGCGGAGCGCGACGGAAAGGUUCCGCCUUUCGAGCCGUUCCCGUCGCUGGUGGUGACGGCGGACGGGGUAGAACCCAAGGGGAGCUAUGCUGAGGCUCAGGCAAGAUAUUUGUUCCCUGAUGAGUUUAGGGUUAAGGAACUUGUCAACAUGCUAAAGGAGAAGAAAAUUGGUGUUGUUGCACAUUUUUACAUGGAUCCUGAAGUCCAAGGCAUCUUGACUGCUGCUCAGAAACAUUGGCCGCACAUUCAUAUUUCUGAUUCAUUGGUAAUGGCAGAUGCGGCUGUCAAGAUGGCAAAAGCUGGAUGCCAAUUCAUUACAGUUUUGGGUGUAGAUUUUAUGUCAGAAAAUGUGCGUGCAAUCCUUGAUCAGGCUGGCUUUGGAGAUGUUGGUGUAUACAGGAUGUCAAAUGAACGCAUUGGUUGUUCCUUGGCAGAUGCAGCAGCUACCACUUCAUAUAUGAAUUAUCUUGAGGCAGCCUCUAGGUCUCCGCCUGGUUUGCAUGUCAUCUACAUUAAUACUUCACUAGAGACAAAAGCAUAUGCUCAUGAGCUUGUGCCAACAAUUACCUGUACUUCUUCAAAUGUUGUGCAAACCAUUCUGCAGGCUUUCAAUCAAGUGCCAGAUUUAAAUGUUUGGUAUGGGCCUGAUUCCUAUAUGGGUGCAAAUAUUAAAGAGUUGUUCCAGCAGAUGAGCAAGAUGACUGAUGAAGAAAUAGCUGAAAUACAUCCAGGACACUGUAGAGACUCUAUUGCAUCGUUAUUACCUCGCCUGCACCAUUAUGAGGAAGGAACGUGCAUUGUACAUCACCUAUUUGGACAUGAAGUUGUAGAGAAGAUAAAUGAAAUGUACUGUGAUGCAUUCCUUACUGCUCAUUUUGAGGUCCCUGGAGAAAUGUUUUCUUUGGCAAUGGAAGCAAAGAGAAGAGGAAUGGGCAUUGUUGGUUCCACCCAAAGCAUACUAGAUUUUAUAAAACAGAGGGUUCAGGAGGCUUUAGAUAGAAAUGUCAAUGACCACCUCCAAUUUGUAUUAGGAACAGAAACCGGAAUGGUGACUUCAAUUGUUGCAGCAGUUCGCAAUUUGUUAGGUUCUGGAUCGCCCUCUGCAAAAAUCAAGGUUGAAAUAGUGUUUCCAGUUUCAUCAGACUCAAUGACAAGUACAUCAUCAAAAUCGUCGGUUAAAAUGGGUGACAUUAUCCUACCUGUUAUACCUGGAGUGGCUAGUGGAGAGGGAUGUUCUAUCAAUGGAGGCUGUGCAUCCUGUCCAUACAUGAAGAUGAAUUCUCUAAGCUCACUUCUAAAAGUUUGCCACCAACUACCCGACGAGAAAAAUAUUCUGACGGCAUACGAAGCAGAGAGAUUUAAAUUCCAAACCCCUAAUGGAAAUUCAGUUGCAGAUGUUGGGUGUGAACCGAUCUUGCACAUGAGACACUUCCAGGCUACGAAGCAAUUGCCGGAGACGCUUGUCCAUCAGAUCCAUCAUCCAUAUGGCAACGGGAAGUCAAUGCCAUUAAGUUGAGGAAAGCUGGCUUUCACAAGAACAAGAACAAUAGCUAGUGCUUCCUUUUCACAGAUGAGCCGUGAAUGCAAGUUGGUUAUAAAUCUGCCCUUCCAGCGAAGUUUUCUUUGCCAGAAUUUUGUUGUAAAAGAUCUUAAAUUGAUCAAAUUUAUUUGUUCACAACAUAGCUUAGUGUUUAGAUUUUUAUAGGAAGAAUGAAAUUGCAAUUUUAAUCUUUCCUAUUCCAACUGUACAGCUGCCACAGUACGGUAACAUGAUUUAUCUGCUCACUUCAUUCU